Messenger RNA from Ipomoea nil (Japanese morning glory), 924 nucleotides. RefSeq lists its product as uncharacterized. The record is from RefSeq and is a predicted model, not a curated record. The transcript is spliced from 6 exons. Bases 1 to 924 code for a protein of 307 amino acids. Lineage: Eukaryota; Viridiplantae; Streptophyta; Magnoliopsida; Solanales; Convolvulaceae.
AUGGCUACUCGGAGCCGUUCUCAAGCUUUUCUUUUGGCUCUCUCUAAUCAGGCUCCUAGAGCUUGGUUUAAUCGCUUGCAUGCGUUUAUGAUGUUAGUAGGGUUUAAAGUCUCGAAAAUAGAUGUAUCUUUUUUUCACUACUUGCAAGAUUCGACUUUCAUUUAUGUUCUAGUAUAUGUUGAUGAUAUCCUUGUAAUGGGUAGUGAUCAAAAUCUUGUUAGUACACUACUAGCAAAAUUAUCAACUGAAUUCAAGAUUAAGGAACUUGGUGAACCUGGUUUCUUUCUUGGGAUUGAAACUGUUAAGUGUGGUGAUGGAAUUUUGCUUUCUCAACAAAGAUACAUGACAGAUAUUUUAAAACGUGCUGGCAUGACAGAUUGUAAAUCAUUAGCUACUUCUAUAUCUGUUUCAAAACCCACUAUCUUUGAUGCAGAUCUAUAUGAUGAUGCUACACAGUAUAGGAGCUUGGCUGGAGCCUUACAAUACCUUACGGGAACUAUUACUUAUGGUCUGCGGAUAAGAAAGUCAGUGUCUAGAGAGUUGCAUGCCUUUUCUGAUUCUGAUUGGGCUGGUUAUCCUGAGGAUCAUUUAUAUGAUGAUCCUACGCAUUACAGGAGCCUGGCUGGAGCACUACAACAUCUCACUAUUACUCGACCUGAUUUGACCUUUGCGGUUAUUCAGCUUUAUCGUAAGUCCACUAGUGGUUUUGCUGUUUUUCUAGGGACUAAUCUUAUAUCUUGGGUCUAUAAGAAGCAAAGAGCUGUUGCUAGGUCUUCAACUAAGGCAAAAUACAAAGCCCUAGUAGAUGUCUGUGCAGAAGUCUUAUGGAUUAUUUCGUUGCUGCAUGAAAUAAAGGUGCCAGGGACGGAUCUAGAAAUCUUCGUCAAUGAGAGUGAAAGAUUAAAAACUAAUGAGAUAUUUUGA